Molecule: messenger RNA, 981 nt
Organism: Bactrocera latifrons
Lineage: Eukaryota; Metazoa; Arthropoda; Insecta; Diptera; Tephritidae
Product: venom carboxylesterase-6-like
Source: RefSeq, a predicted model, not a curated record
AUGUAUACGCUGCUCUUUGURCUUUUUGCAAAUUAUUUCAACUUUUCCGUUACGAAAGCCGGUGGUCCCGAAGUCUGUAUCGAUCAAUUGGGCUGUAUCGAAGGUAUUUAUGCAACAGGCAGUGAGGGUCAAGAAUAUGAGGCCUUUUAUGGCAUACCGUUUGCUAAACCACCGAUCGGUGAAUUGCGAUUUAAGCACCCUAUACCAGUUGAACCAUGGAAGGACAAACUUAUGGUCAAAGAACCGAGAACUGAAUGCAUUCAAUAUAACCCAAUUCCACACAUACCUAUGAUUAGUGGUGAAGAGGACUGCCUUUACUUGAAUUUGUAUCGCCCUAAAAAAGCGUCUACUGAGAAGCUACCCAUUUUGUUCUACAUACACGGUGGAGGCUUUUUUUCGGGCACUCCAAGUCCCGCAGUGAAUGGUCCUGAAUAUUUUAUGGAAACUAAUGAGGUUAUAUUGGUAUUAGCCGCAUAUCGCUUAGGUCAAUUUGGUUUUCUUAGUACCGGUGAUGAGCAUAUGACUGGUAAUUUUGGACUUAAGGACCAGAACAUGGCGCUUAAAUGGGUACAAAAAUAUAUUGCUGUCUUCAACGGUGAUCCUUCGCGUGUUACUAUUUUUGGCCAUAGUGCUGGCAGUUUUUCUUCGCAUUUCCACAUGUUAAGCCCGGCUUCAAAAGGUUUGUUUCGCAAUGCUGUAUUAAUGAGCGGCCAUGCAAAUUGCCCGCUCUUAAGACAAAUCAAUCAAAAGUCUCAGGUCAUUCAAUUAGCUAAGUCUGUUGGAAUUAAAAAUGCUAACGAAAUGUCCUCAAGUGAACUAGCUGACAUGUGUAUAAGAGACAGAUCAUGGCCGGAACCUUUCCUAACCGAAGAUAUAUUCAAAUUAAUCGGUCCAAAAAUGCCUAAAACUGUGCCAUGGAUUGGUGGUUAUACCUCGUCAAUUGGUGAAGGCACGGUCAUUGCGCUAAGAUUAUCUACGGAU